Messenger RNA from Anoplophora glabripennis (Asian longhorned beetle), 911 nucleotides. RefSeq lists its product as uncharacterized. The transcript has a single exon. The record is from RefSeq and is a predicted model, not a curated record. The coding region runs from base 93 to 608 and encodes 171 amino acids. Lineage: Eukaryota; Metazoa; Arthropoda; Insecta; Coleoptera; Cerambycidae.
UUAAAUUCGCCCGAAUAUCUGUCUAAUGAUCAUUUUACUUUGAAACUUUGACGGAGAAGGUUUUUACAGUUUCACUCUAAUUUACUGUAGUAAUGGUAGUGCCAGUGGAAAGAAUAUCGAGCCCACAUAAAAUUAAAAAAUACGUGGGAAACGAUUUGAAUUUAAGUAUUUUAAAUAAUAAAAGAAUGAUAAUAGUUGCUGGUAAUAACUGUAAAAUAAAACUAAGUGAAAAUAGUGGACUUAUAAAAGUGGUCGGUGAUUAUUGUGAUAUAACAGUAUUAAAAGGAAGUGGCACUAUUGAAUACAUUGGAAAUUAUGGAAAAAUUAAAUUGGGUCAAGAUAUAUCAGAAGAUAUUGUUACUUAUAUUGGAAACGAGGGAGAAAUCUCUACUAAUAAAUCUUCACUAGAUGAAAGCAAAACAAAAAACAAGACCUCUACAAAUGCACUACAAAGUGAGAGCAAAAUAAAUUCAAGAAAGAACCGUAUUGACAUUUGUAAUGUUUCUAAAAUAAGAUGUAGUACACAUCUUCUACCGAACACUAUUCAAAUCGCCAUCCCCAGCAUUCGGAUCAGCAAAAACAUUAAAAUAGAACAUGAAAACAGAUAGUGUUAAUGUGCACUAUCUGUGAUGACAAAUAUUUUAAUAUAUUAAUAUAUUAAUGAUCAGUAUUAAGCUUUCGCACAAUACUUAUAGUUCCUAAUUGUAUUUGUAGGUAUUUAUAACAGACGUAGUUAUUAGUUUCAUGUCAGUCAAACUAGUGUUCAUAGAAAUUUUAAAUUAUAUCCAUUAACAAAUUCUUGCCAAAAAUAGUACUAGCUAUUUACUUAGUUGUUGCCUUAAGGAAUCCUAAGACUGGAAUAUUUAUUGUAAAAAAUAUUUAUUAUUAAAACAUAAACGUUUUUAUAGUUC